UCGAGAUUUCAUAACAAAUUUUAUGGACUGGGGAGUUCCCAGAUUUUACUACACUCAUCGUCAUCACAGAUGUGAAGCUACAGACACGGGACGUCGUCCACAGAUUUAGUUCUUUGGAGAAACUUGAAUAAUCAAACUCUUCGACCCAAACUGUAAAUCUUUAAAUCUCUCCAAAAACUGAGCAAAAAUCAGAUUUCCCAAUCUCAGCUCAGCUCUGCUCUGCUCCGCUCCUGAAAUCACUGUUAACACUACAGGGUCCUGCUUUCCUUACUUCUCGUGAAUAAUGAGCACAAACCUAUUCACCAGGUGUUGGUUUCCGUUGCGAGAUUACAAGUCUCCUCAGUUUCUACAUUCUGAACAGAUUUUGCGACCUCUCCACACAGAUGCUCAGUCUUCUCCAGGGAAGAAGAUUUCAAGUCCAAAAGCUACUGUAGUUUCAAAAGGAAAUGGCUUUGUUGAUGAAGAUACGGACAAACUGUCUUCUUUUUUCACUAGACGAUCAGCUAUGGUUUCUGGGGUUUCUUUAGUUUCUGCUGCAGUUUUGACUUUUCCUGGAUAUGGGUUAGCUGAAGUGAAACAAGGCCUUCUAGCGGGGAGGAUCCCUGGUCUAUCUGAGCCAGAUGAGAAAGGUUGGAGGACAUACCGCAGACCAGAUGAGAAGUCUGGAGGCCAUGGUGUUGGGUGGAGUCCAAUUAUCCCAUACUCAUUUUCAGUUCCUCAAGAUUGGGGAGAGGUUCCAGUUUCAAUUGCAGAUCUUGGUGGGACAGAGAUUGAUUUGAGAUUUGCAAGCUCCAAGGAAGGGCGUUUAUUUGUCAUCGUUGCUCCUGUUCUCAGAUUUGCCGACAAUCUUGGUGAAGAUGCAACAAUUGAAAAGAUUGGACCACCUGAUAAAGUGAUAAAUGCAUUUGGACCAGAAGUGAUCGGGGAGAAUGUAGAGGGAAAGGUUUUAAACAUGGAAGUGGAACAACAUUCUGGGAGGACAUACUACCAAUUCGAGUUGGAGCCACCCCACGCUCUUAUCACUGCUACUGCAGCUGGCAAUCGGCUCUACCUGUUCAAUGUAACUGCAAAUGGUCUUCAAUGGAAGAGGCAUUAUCAGGACUUGAAACGGAUUGCAGACUCCUUUCGUGUCGUCUAACACUGCAUAUUUAGACAUUGGACAAUUCCUUUGAAUUGAGAAUGCUUGAACAUACUAGUUUUUUUAAACUAGGAAAAUUAUAGGAAUCAGUGUAUGUAAUUUGUAUUGCAAGAAUACAUUUCUGAUAUUGUAUCCGGAUCAGCCUUUUCAGGAAAAGCUUUCUACAGGGGAAGCAUUUUAUACCCCUUGGAAUAGUUUCA
Molecule: messenger RNA, 1338 nt
Organism: Macadamia integrifolia
Lineage: Eukaryota; Viridiplantae; Streptophyta; Magnoliopsida; Proteales; Proteaceae
Product: psbP domain-containing protein 4, chloroplastic
Exons: 5
Coding region: 284-1138 (284 amino acids)
Biological process (GO): photosynthesis
Cellular component (GO): photosystem II; photosystem II oxygen evolving complex; extrinsic component of membrane
Molecular function (GO): calcium ion binding
Source: RefSeq, a predicted model, not a curated record